AACAAAUAAAGCAAACGGACACAGCGUUUCGACAAAACGAAUUGCUCGCAGCAACGAGACCGACUAGGACCAAACGAAACAUCACGUCCCAGUCAGAUCCGUCGACGACAGCCCCGGAACCGCCGACGGGCGAGGCUUUCUCGUGGUUUGGAUCGCUCCGGCGAACGAUUCGAAGGGCAGGAAAACCGACGAUGCUUCGUCCGAGACAGCCGCCGCCAGGUACCGAUGCGUCCGCCUCACCGACUUUGGUGAUCUUUCGCCUGUUCGUGCUGGCUCUUUUCUGCACUCCCGGUUCUGGUUUCGUAACCCCAGACGGUCGCGAAGGCUUCUCCAACACCGAAACGGGCGCGUCGCUCCAGAGCCAGCGGGUGCUCCCCCUUUCGCUGCCGAGCCACACCGGCAGCGGGCGCACCUUGGGCAACACCUCCCUGGCCUGCCAGCUGCUCGGAAUGAAUUGCGCGACGCCCACGGACUUUACCUUUUCGCUGAAGGGAUUUUGCAAGAGGGGCGGAGAAACCGACAUACAUUCCGAUGGGUGGGGUGUCGCGUUUUACGAAGGAAAGGGGAUACGACAAUUUCACGAUUCUUCCCCGGCUUGUUCCUCUCCGAUGGCGAAUUUCCUGGAGAGCAACCCCAUUCGGACGUACAACAUGAUGUCCCACCUGCGCUAUGCCACCGUUGGAGAAGUCGAGCUGUCGAACGUGCAUCCCUUCUGCCGAGAAAUGUGGGGGAUUAAUUUUGCCUUUGCUAUGAACGGGGACAUCCCCAUGUUCAAGAAAGACCCCAAAUCAAAGCUCAGAGCCCUGAUGGACCCAGGGGACUUACCCAGCGAAGACCAGAGCUACUACAACGCCGUCGGCAACACAGACUCGGAAGCCGCCUUUUGUGCGAUACUGAAUGCUCUCCGGGUCAAGUUUCAGCAGUUGCCUUCCCUCCCGGUUCUGAAGGACGCCAUUAACGAGCUGUGCGAAGAGAUCAUCACGGAGGAUCCCAAGGCUACGAUCAUGAACUUUUUGUUGACGUGCGGGCCCGACACCCUGUGGGUGUACUCGUGGCCGGGUAGCCGGCCCGGGAGCAAGGUCUGGAACGGCCUUCACUACACGACGCGGGCCCACCCGUUUACGACCUCCCGGCUCCGCGACGUGGACUACGAGAUCGAUUUUGCGAGCACAAACAAGGCGGGAGACUGCGUCUCGGUCAUCGCCACCAAGCCGCUCACCCACGACGAGCACUGGAUCGAGAUCGGGAGGGGCGAGCUGAUCGUCUUCGACCAGGGCAGGCCGCACGUGACACCGGAGUCGCUCUUCGAGAUCGAGCUGCUCGGGCACGGUCUUAAGUCCUCCGUCAUCGAACGGCCCGUUCUAGAAGAAGACAUGAGGGAAUUUGAUCUGGAUCCGGAAUCCUUCCAAGGGAGUUUCAUAUAAAAAUUGCUGUAGUUGGGAGAGCACGUGUACAAAAUAAUAGAUUUCGAAUGCUAACAAAAAUAUUAACCUGGA
Pseudo-nitzschia multistriata is the source of this 1496-nucleotide messenger RNA. NCBI's taxonomy places the organism in Eukaryota, Bacillariophyta, Bacillariophyceae, Bacillariales, Bacillariaceae. The record is from the annotation of a GenBank genome assembly.